Molecule: messenger RNA, 1326 nt
Organism: Colletotrichum acutatum
Lineage: Eukaryota; Fungi; Ascomycota; Sordariomycetes; Glomerellales; Glomerellaceae
Exons: 4
Coding region: 4-1047 (347 amino acids)
Biological process (GO): exocytosis; maintenance of cell polarity; endocytosis
Cellular component (GO): cortical endoplasmic reticulum; intracellular membrane-bounded organelle; membrane
Molecular function (GO): sterol binding
Source: RefSeq, a predicted model, not a curated record
AGCAUGCUCGAGAGAAUUACAAAGUCAGUAGCCUCCGGAAAAGAUGCGGACUCGGGACCUCUUUCGCUGACUCUGUGCGUUUGUCGUAGCUUCAUGUGCCACCCCGAAAUGCUCCUCCCUAUACCUGAGAUCGACGACCCCGUACUGCGAUUCGUUUCCGUUGUCAAGUUCUACCUGAGUGGAUGGCAUAUCAAACCACCAGGAGUGAAGAAGCCCCUGAACCCGAUCCUCGGCGAGGUUUUUUCCUGCUACUGGGAUCUGCCUGAUAACACGAGGGCGUACUACAUCUCCGAGCAAACGUCGCAUCACCCUCCCAAAUCUAGCUACUUCUACAUGGUCCCCGAACACAACAUCCGCGUUGAUGGCACACUCAAGCCCAGGAGCAAGUUCCUCGGAAACUCGGCAGCGAGCUUGAUGGAGGGCACAGCGGUCUUGUCUUUCCUUAAUAGGGGCAAGGACAAGACAAAGGGCGAACGAUACAUUUUGACGCAGCCAAACAUGUACGCUCGAGGCAUUCUCUUCGGAAAGAUGAAGUAUGAGCUUGGAGACCACAGCUUUGUUCGGUGCCCAGAGCUCGACUUGGUCGCCGACAUUGAGUUCAAGGUGAAGGGCUGGGUCAGCGGUACCUAUAACGCGAUUGGUGGUUCAAUCAAGCAUGAGAGCACAGGCGAAGUCCUCUACGAGCUGUCGGGCUUUUGGAACGACGAGAUGUUUGUCAAGGAUGUCAAGACUGGUCAUAAGGAGAUGUUCUUCAACGCCAGACGAUCAAAGCCCAGCAGCCCCCUCGUGCGGCCUAUCGAGGAGCAGGAUGAGCGCGAAUCCCAGAAGCUUUGGGCACCGACAGCCCAGGCCGUGAAGGAUCGCAACCAUGAGCUUGCGACAGACGAGAAGACCAAGGUCGAAGACAGACAACGUGAGGAACGUGAGACGAGGGCUCGCGAAGGCGUUGAGUGGAAGCCUAGGCUUUUCAGGGCCGUCCACGGCGGCCCAGGUGGUCCCGAAGAGGGCGAGGAAGAGCUGGAGUGGAUCAUCAACGCUCACGUGUGAGUACAUCCGACUCUCACAUUGGACCAAGACACGCUGACACAAAGCAGUGACAACACGAGCCCAGAGAAGCAGACUGAACAAAUCUUGGCCAUAUACCCCAUUCUUCCGGGCCAGAAGCCUUCUACGACAAACGCCAUUCCUCCCCAUAGGCCCUCUGCGACAACAGAGGCCCCGGCCCCGGCCCCGGCUCCAGUCGUUCAGCAACAUGCCGCAGGAAACGACUUGAUCGACUUUGGCGAUGCGCCAGCUACCACCCCGACAGCUCCGACAGCUCCGACA